CCCACACCCCAACCUCUUCAACACACACACACAAGCUCCUGCUUGUGGAGCGUCCAGUAACCAAGCCAUGACUGGCAGCCACACAGUCAUAUAGCAGUUUUGGUUUUAACAUUUGGAUUUUCUGCUUGUUGGAUCAAUAUAUUUGUUGUUAUUCUUGGUUUUGUGGCCUGCUGGGGAUAAAGCAGACAGGACCUCUGUCACUGCAGCCUGGAACAUGGAACAAGUCCAGAAGGUGCAGAAGAAGACGAGCACCAUGUCUCUGACCAUCUCCUCCUCCUCUGCUGCUGCAUCCUCCACUCGUGAGCUCUCCUCCUGCUCCUCCACUCUCCUCGGUCAGAGACACUCCAGCCUGGUGCAGCCGCUGUGUGUCAGCCCUCAGAGGACUCAGAGUCCCAUUUACAACCAGCAGCAUUCAAGCAGCGCAGUGGCUCCCACAUUUGUUAAGUGUCUCCACGAUGUGUCUACGGUGAAGGGUCAGCUGGUGGUCCUGGAGUGCAGACUGAGGGGGACUCCGCCCCUGCAGGUUAUGUGGUACAGAGAGGAUGAGCAAAUACUGGACUCCGAUGAUUUUAGGAUACUCCACAAGAAGGCCAGUUCUGCAUCAGUGCCGGAGGAGCUGUGUACGCUGGUUAUCACUGAGGCCUUUCCCGAAGACUCUGGCCUGUUUAAGUGUGUGGUCCACAACGCUUUCGGCACUGUCUCCUGCUCAGCCAUGCUGGAAGUUUAUGACGGUGGGAAGUCCAGUUGUACAUACCACAAUGUUUUCCAGUUAAAAGUUCACAUAGUGACUCUGUUACUUUACACCCCACACGCAGACCUGGACGAGCAGUUGGAGGCCGAGGCCAUUCAUCAGGAAGCUGUUUCUAUCAGGCAAGAUAAAGAGGCCAUGUCCCAACAAGAGACUUUGUCCUGCAGAGCAAGCAGCAGAGACUUUCCUCCAGGGCUGUCAGACAGUAUCAACCUCCCUCCUCCUGAGUGGCCUGACAGCGCUGUAGAAGAUGACAUCUCUGUUGCAGAUUUCCCUGAACCUCAGCUGGCCAACCAGUACUCUGAAGAAAUCUUUGGGCGGAGCGAGGACGAGAUCGCCCUGAGCUCAGAGGGCCAGAGAUCCCCAGAGGUUACCGCCCAAACUUGUACGUCUAGCCCAACCCUACCACCCUCACCCUCACCACCGCCAGAAGUCAAGGAGAAAGCCCAGGCGCCCAAGCUGUUCACCCCAAGCAAGCUCAGUUUCACAUCCUCCCAGUCAGGAGGCAACAACAUGAACCUGUCCGACCUGCCUACGUUCACUCCCAGCACGUUCCCUCCCAGCGCCUUCAACUAUGAGCGACCGAGGCAUUUUAUUCAGUCUCAGCCGGCCUUCCAGGCACCCAGCUACGACAGCGUGCUGAAGGAAGCCCAGGAAAACCAAAACAACUCCCAGCAGAACCUCAACAGUGCCCAGAAAAGUCCAAAUGUCCUGGAGACGCAGAUUCAAACUAAAGCCAUGUCCACACAAAGUCAGUCAUUUUCUCAGUCCGCGUCAAAGUCCUUGUCAGAGACCCAGUCACAGUUUCAGUCACUGAGCCUCAGUCAGAACCAAUACCAGUCUGCCGCACCGCCACAGAUCCACAUCCAGGCCAACGGAACAGCCAAGAGUUCUCCGUCUUCAUCCAGCCUCAGCUCCCCUGUCUCCACCCCGGCCUCCUCUGCUGUACCUGCUCUUUCCUCCGCCGGCCCUAUGCUCAGUCACUCUCCCACCUCCUUCUCAUCUCUCCCAUCCUCAUCUCUCCCCCGCACCACCAUGCGCUCCACCAUCACCCUCACCCCUAGCAUCCCCAGUGCUACUGGCCUUGGCAGCGCCACCUUACCUGCUAACCAGGACAGCAUGUCGGCCUCUGCUGCUUACCUCUGCUCAGUGUUACCCUCCCAGUCCUCCUCCAAACUGUCUCCUACCACCAACCGUCCCCUCUCCUCCACCUCCCCCUCCCGCUCCCCACUCGCACCCUCAAGCCCUCUCCUCCCUCUGAGAACCUCCUCUUCUUCAUCUGCUCUCCCUCAACAACCUCCGCCAGUGUCUCCUUCCCUCCCACGCUCCCCUCUCUCUUCUUCUUCCUCACCCUCCUGUGUCCCACAGCAGCCUUUCACUCCCAUCACCCAGAACAGUGUACAGCCUGCUGUGGUCUCCUUACCUGCCAGCUAUAAGGGGACGCCAAGCACCCUUCCCAAACCCAUACUGAAGAAGGCUAUAGCUCCUCGACCGUCCUCCGCCCGCUCCACAGAUGAAGACAUUCAAGGUUCCAAAGACGCUUUGAUUCAGGAUCUGGAAAAGAAGCUUCGCUCAAAGGAAGCCAGGAGGAGAAACAGCCAGAAGCUGUCUUACGAGGAGCGCAUGGCUCGUAGGCUGUUGGGUCCAGACAACACUACCUACAUGUUUGACCAAGACAAUCUUUCAGACUCACAACUCGACCAGCCAGAUUCACCAGAAGGAAGACACACGGGUGGACUAUGGGGGAGGCACCACUCGCGCACAGAUGAGAGGGGUAACGAAGGAUUGGCUAUCCAGGAGAAAUGUUACGCGCCUCGCUUCCUGCAGGUCCCCCCUGACCUCACAGUGGAGGAGGGGCGCUUCUGUAGGCUUGACUUCAAGGUGGGAGGCCUCCCAACACCCGACGUCUCCUGGUAUCUGGACGGUAAAGCCAUUCGUCCAGAUGACUACCAUAAGAUGCUGGUGUGUGAGAAAGGGAUGCACUCAUUCAUCAUAGAGAUUGUGACGGUGCAUCAUGCUGGUGUGUACGAGUGUGUGGCCAGGAACCGAGCCGGGGAGAGCAGAUUUACCAUGAGGCUCAAUGUAAUCGCUCAGGAAGCGCUCCGUCCUCCUACCUUUGUCCAGAAGAUGGUGAACUCCAGAGCUCUAGAGGGCGACACGAUCAGGUUAGAGUGCAAAGUGGAUGCUUCCCCUCCACCGCAGCUUUUCUGGAAGAAGGAUAAAGACAUGCUGCGCAUUGACCCCAACAGAAUGAGUCUGUACCAGGACGGGUCAGGCCGCCAGUGCUUGUUGAUAGAGAGGGUGAUGAAGUCAGAUGCUGGCUGGUACACUCUGUCUGCCAUCAACGAAGCUGGCAUGUCCACAUGCAACGCCAGGCUGGAUGUAGGAACCCGCACAACUCCGGCCAUGAAGACUGCUCCUGCUGGCUCCAAGACUCUGAAGCUGCUGUCCUCUCUGAGCCACGUCCCUGCUCUGACGGUGGAGAGCCCCGCCCAGCACACGGCGCCGUUGUAUGAGAGCGAAGAGCUGUAGACCCACAUGCUCCCACCCUCCACUAACCACCAUGUCAGAACUGUAAAGAGAGGAGCCUCUGACUGUCGCGUCAGGGCCAAAACAUGAGUGCAGACUAAUAAUCAUCGCAGCGCGCACAACUCACAGUAGUAACACAUUCACUAAGCUUCAUGCAAUAGCAAAGCACAUCUGCCAUCUUUACAACACUUGGGUAAAAUGAUUAUGAUGCAGCAUUGGAGACUUUUUACUGUGGGAGAGUUUAGGACUUGUUCUCGUCCAUGUGCUGCUGUUUGUCACACUGUUUCUGCCCAUCUGUCUGUCUGCUCUGCUUUUUCCUCUCCGUCUCUUCAUGUGCCCGUCCUGGCUGCUCUCAGCAGAAUGCGGCUCCUCGGUCAUGGAUGUAUUAAUAGAGCUGGGUAUGUUGUGGCACAGGCUGCGCUGCUGUCAGGUUUGGUCCCAGUGGGCAGCCACAUUACUGCAACAUAAUCUCCUCCAGUCCAGAAACCAUUUUCAAAACGCACAUUUCAAGCAAUGAUGACAGGACACCGGCCAUAUGUUACUACAUGUACUGAAUAUUUAAAAGGUUCUUUAACAUUUGCACAUUUUAAUUUUUUUCCCAUGUCUAUCCCAACCUAUCCCACCUGUCACGGGAACAGACAGUAAAAAAAAAAAAAAAAGAUGGACGUAGCCAAUGUGACGUCACUGAUUAGUGAAGUCCCCUCUGAAGCCUCGAGCCGUUUCAGUCUUUGGUGUUUUGAAACGGGAUGUGAUAGGGGAGGGGCUACUCGGACUGUGAAACUGAGAACACCGCAUGCUUGUGAUUGACGCGUCGUUAGCCAAUGAGAAUACCCUGGACAUUCCUCCUUUCUGGCUCUAAUAAUAACCGUAAUUCCAUUAUUCAGUGUAACCCGAAACUAGUCACGGAGUCAUCAGGAAAGUGUUUACAGAGGUCACACAAGAAGAAAGCCUAGGGCUAUUUUCCCCCAUAGCUUCUAUACAAUCAAGUCUUUUUGCAACCAACGUUGCCCCCUGUUGUCCAUUUAACAACAAUGCAGCUUCAAAGCAAAGCGUCGGCUCCACUUUUUAGACCUGCUUAAAGUUACGUCCAUCUUUUCUGUGCUGUCACAGGGUGAGAGGUGGGGACGCCGUGGACAGGUUGCCAGUGAGGAGAAAGAGUUCUGUACUCAUGAAUUACUGCUAAGGAUCAUUUUGUGUGUCCUUGCAUUAAUGCUGCCUGUGGUGUGUCUGUAACGCUUUUUAAAUGAUCAGAUUCUCUGCUGUUGUAUGAAUUUAAUCGGGUUGAAAUGUUCUGAUACAGUUUAUGUGACUGAAGCUUUUUAUCAGUGUUGAGACUUUUCAUGUGUGCAGCCUUUUGCUGCUAAACACAGGCUGCCAUCCUGAUACCUGAACCCAAAACGUGCUCUGAACUUUAAACGUUUACACUUGGUCACAUCUGCAGUGCAGAUACGUUUGAACUCCAGACAGAAAAUGUUUUUUCCUGUUAAGCGUACAGGCGGGUAUCAGCAUGUCAGCCUCAGUCUGUCUUUUGGUGACUUUAUCCAAAUGGAUUCAUCAGAUAUGCUUAAUUUGCGUGCUUACAUUGAAACUGCUUGCUAUUACCAGCCUGGAGCUCACGUCACAAAAACCAAGAUGGAAACGUGUGUUCUGUGGCCAUGAAAAUGUGGUGUUGACCCCUGUGUGGCCACGGCCUCGCAGUGACGGUUGUUUGCUGAGGUCUGGAUAAACUACAUUUUCUGCCUUAAUGUAGUCCCAGGUGUUACAAUAAGUAGUGGGACUAACUUUACACCAGUGUCCUGUACUGGUCUAAUCCACUGGUUUAGCUAGUUGAUCUUAAGUUGGUCACUAAGACAUGCGGCUCAAAUGGGGUUAAACUUUUAUAAAACACAGAACUAAGUCAUAAUUCAGAGAUUUUAAACUGCAGUGUGUACUCUCCUGUACUGUUUGUUGUGACAAGAACUUCUAAAUAUCACUGGAUGAAUGAGGAAUAAAGUCUACACGACCUUGA
Messenger RNA from Haplochromis burtoni (Burton's mouthbrooder), 5285 nucleotides. It is a transcript of the gene myot, whose product is annotated as myotilin. Gene Ontology annotation, cellular component: plasma membrane; axon. Gene Ontology annotation, molecular function: cell-cell adhesion mediator activity. The coding region runs from base 215 to 3280 and encodes 1021 amino acids. The record is from RefSeq and is a predicted model, not a curated record. The transcript has 17 exons. Gene Ontology annotation, biological process: homophilic cell-cell adhesion; dendrite self-avoidance; axon guidance. NCBI's taxonomy places the organism in Eukaryota, Metazoa, Chordata, Actinopteri, Cichliformes, Cichlidae.